AUGAAGUUCAUCACUGCUUUGCUUCCCCUCAUUGCCGGGGCCUCAGCCUCUUGCAUCCCCAGCAGCCCUGUCGUGCGCCGUGCAGCAGAUGGUCUGGUCGACGCCAACAAGUUCAAUUACACCAACCUCGGAGGCCCCCUGAACUGGUAUGGUCUUGACGAGGCCAACGAGGCCUGCUCCAAGGGAAACCACCAGUCGCCCAUUGUCAUUGAUAGCACUGUCAUCGAGUAUGCUGCAUCGGGUUCCCUCAAGCUCAACCUGCCCCAGGCCAACGGCGCCAAGUUCGAGAACUUGGGCUCCGGUCUCCAAGUUACCUUGACCAAUGGCUCGCUGGUAGCCAACAACAAGACCUACACUCUGGCCCAGUUCCACUUCCACACCCCCAGUGAGCACCGCGUCAACGAGGAAUACUUCCCGAUGGAAGCCCACUUUGUCUUCCAAACUACCACCAAGGAAACUGCCGUCGUCGGCUUCUUCUUCCAGCUCUCCGAGUUCGGCUACUCGGUCCCCCUCUUCGACUCUGUUUUCGCUCACAUUGAUAACAUCGCCGAUGCCGGCACUUACACUACCACUGGUCAAUUGGACUUCGACGGCCUUCUUUCUCACUUCACCCGUCACGGAGUCUACCAGUACACCGGUUCCCUUACCACUCCUCCUUGCACUGAGGAGGUUGCAUGGUAUCUCAGCACCGAGCCUCUCCCGCUUAACGUGCAGAGUUACAACAAAGUCAAGAAGAUCCUUAAGUACAACGCGCGUUAUACUCAGAAUGCUCUGGGUGAAGACAACCUCUUGGAGGUUGCUGCCCACGAAUUGAACUGA
Messenger RNA from Aspergillus pseudotamarii, 819 nucleotides. Its product is annotated as carbonic anhydrase family protein. Bases 1 to 819 code for a protein of 272 amino acids. The transcript is spliced from 2 exons. The record is from RefSeq and is a predicted model, not a curated record. Gene Ontology annotation, molecular function: zinc ion binding; carbonate dehydratase activity. NCBI's taxonomy places the organism in Eukaryota, Fungi, Ascomycota, Eurotiomycetes, Eurotiales, Aspergillaceae.